AUGAAUUCAAGUAGGAAUUCACAGCUUUCCUGGGGCUCGCCACCGCGGAGUGCCUCACCAUUAUCGAUUCCCCCGGCCCCAAGUCCUUUGCGACAAUCCAUUCGUCCCUCCCAAGUUUCAAAGCCUGACACAGAAAAGGAAGAACUGCGUGUCCAAGUCAACACUCUGAGAUAUGAACUGGAGAAUAUCAAGCAGGAGCGGGACCUGAUGGCCCUGCGCCAUGAGAAGGAGCUGCGGGAUGUUCAAUUAAAGGCAGACGCGGAUUUCAGGAAAGCCCAGGCUGCAGAAUCUGCCAGUCACCGCGCCAAUCACAAGAUCGAGUCCCUCGCCAAAGAAUUAAAAGAGGCUCAAGAAACCGCGCUGAACGAGAAAGGCGGCCUUGAGCGGAAGAUCAGAAGCCUUCAAGAUCAGAACCAGAGCUUACAGGAUGAUGUUGAUGAUACGAAAGCCCAAUUGCUGGACCAGGAGAGACAGUCCAAAUACCAGAUUAACGAACUAGAGACUAUUCGCUCAUCCCUCCAGAGAACGCUCGAAGAAUUUCAAAACGAUCUCCAAGGUGCCAGGAAUGACGUACAGAGCACUCAAGAGAAACUGUGUGAACGGGAAGCGGAUGUCGCCAACCUGGAAACCGAGAAUAUACGACUCAAAGCCGAAGGAAGCGAUGCAGAGACGGUGGCUGUUCUCAAAAGAGAACUUUCAGAGCAGGUCAGCCAUAUCAGGAACCUAGAGACUACAAAUCGGGACCAAAGUGCGGAGUUGCGGCAUCUUCGAAAAGUGCAGAAAAAUGUCGAAGUGGUGGAAGAGCAGAAGAAAUCACUCGAGAAUCAACUACAAUUGAUGAAGGAGGUGGAAUCUGAGUUGGGAACAGUUCAGAUCCAGAAGCAGAUGCUCGAAGACGAGCGCAGGUCAUGGACCAGUCUUCUACAGGACAACGAUGAACAGGCCGAGAUCGACUCACCAGAAGCAGUUGUGAAGGCUCUACUGCAGGAGCGGAUAGAGAAAGCAACCCUCGUUGAUAAACUUGGCAACAUCGAAGCGCAGUUUCUGGAGAAAGACGAGCUGAUAGGAAGCUUGGAAACUGAGAGGAGCCACCUGCGACAGGAAAUUGAAAAGCUUCGGAGUAGCACUGUUGCAAACGGAGGAGCCAUGGCCGAGAGCAGGAUUCGGGCAAGACUAGAUCGUCAGCGAGCGCUUGCAGUGAAGGAAGUUGAGUAUCUCCGCGCACAAUUGAAGACUUUUGACACGGAAGAAGUGACCAUGAACGCGGAACAAAGUCAAUUUGACGAGCAUAAGUCAGAGCAGAUCGCCAAUUUGGAGAAGAUCGUUGAUGAAUACCGAGUGGAACUGAAGAAAGCUCACGAAGAACUCUCGAAACGGGAGCCUACCGAACAGCAGGACGCAGAACCUCGGGGUGUUAAGCGGCCUCUAUCCCCCGCCGAGAGUGAUGCAGAGAACGAGCGACUUUCUAUCCUAUCCCGGAAAAACAGGACAUUGCAAGAGUCACUCUCCAAGUCUGAACAGGCGUCAGCUCUCCUACGCCGAGAGCUUGAAGCUACCAAAUCCCAGCUCAAGUCUCUUAAGGCCAAGUCGCGCACACGCAUUCUCGAGCUCCGUGAUAAUCCCACAGCGCAAGCCGAGAAUCUCAAACUCUCCACCAUCACAACCCUCAAAGCUGAGAACCGUGACUUACUUGCCCAACUACAGGGCGACCACAACAGUGUCAAAGUUGUCCCCGUUAACACCCUGGAGAGCCUGAAGUUGGAAAUCCAAGAAAUGGAGCGAGUCGUCGCAGAUAAGGAGAAGCGCAUGCGACGACUAAAGGAAAUUUGGACCGCCAAGUCAUCCGAGUUUCGCGAGGCCGUUGCCUCCCUGCUCGGAUACAAACUAGACUUCCUCCCCAACGGGCGUGUACGAGUAACAUCUAUGUUCCACCUCUCCUCCGCCUACAGACACGGAGACGGAGACGUUCAUUCUGACGCCCGCGGACCUGGAAGCAUGGGCAAUGGCGAAGAAAACUCAAUCAUUUUCGACGGAGAGAACGGCACGAUGAAGAUUUCCGGUGGGCCAAACAGUCUAUUCGCUAUGGAAAUUCGACCCCUCAUCAAAUUCUGGGUCGAGGAACGAAAAGAUAUACCCUGUUUCCUGGCUGCAAUGACGUUGGAUUUCUAUGAUAAGACUACCCGAGCUGCACGGGUGUAG
Messenger RNA from Aspergillus bombycis, 2199 nucleotides. RefSeq names its product coiled-coil domain-containing protein MAD1. Gene Ontology annotation, biological process: attachment of mitotic spindle microtubules to kinetochore; mitotic spindle assembly checkpoint signaling. The record is from RefSeq and is a predicted model, not a curated record. Gene Ontology annotation, cellular component: kinetochore; mitotic spindle; nuclear envelope. Bases 1 to 2199 code for a protein of 732 amino acids. The transcript is spliced from 3 exons. Lineage: Eukaryota; Fungi; Ascomycota; Eurotiomycetes; Eurotiales; Aspergillaceae.